This is a messenger RNA of Drosophila hydei, 1074 nucleotides long. Its product is annotated as trypsin-1. The transcript has 2 exons. Lineage: Eukaryota; Metazoa; Arthropoda; Insecta; Diptera; Drosophilidae. Bases 96 to 923 code for a protein of 275 amino acids. The record is from RefSeq and is a predicted model, not a curated record. Gene Ontology annotation, molecular function: serine-type endopeptidase activity. Gene Ontology annotation, biological process: proteolysis.
UCCUGAUUAUCUUUAGCUUUAACCAUUUAACCAGGGUCUGGGUCGGUUCUAUAAAAGCCGAGCGCUUCUUUGCUUCUGACAAAGUCAAAUCAAAAAUGUUGUCAGCGAAAUUUGUGAUUGUUCUGCUACUUCAGGCCGCGGUAACCGUCCUGGCGGGCUGCUUAAUACCGCAGCCCGUCAAGCGCCAACGUUCACUGCACAAUGAGCUCUUAAGACUGCAACCGCGCCUUGAUGGUCGCAUUGUAGGCGGUUAUCGUAUAAACAUAACCGACGCGCCAUAUCAAAUCUCGUUGCAAACAACCGAUCACAUUUGCGGCGGCUCCCUGAUUUCGAACGAGUGGAUACUAACGGCUGCGCAUUGCACCUAUCGUAAAACAGCUAACAUCCUACGCGUGCGUUUGGGCACCUCUGAAUAUUCCCGUAAUGGACAGCUGCUACGGAUUCAAAAUAUUGUUCAGCACGAAAAGUUCAACUACUCGAGUGUCGAUUAUGACUUCGCACUGUUGCAGUUGCAGGAUCCCAUUGAAUUUGAUAAGACUAAGAAGGCUGUCCAGCUGCCGGCGGAGGACGCAGUAUUUAAUGACGGUGAUAUGUGCUAUGUUAGCGGUUGGGGCACUACACAGAAUGUGCUAGAGCCACGCGGUUGGCUGCGCCAGGUGCAGGUUCCGCUGGUCAAUCAGCAGGAGUGCAGCGGAAGGUAUAGUAAAUACGGUGGCGUGACAGAUCGCAUGAUCUGCGCUGGAUAUAUGAAUGGUAGGAAAGAUGCCUGUCAGGGCGAUUCGGGUGGUCCUAUGGUAAACGCCGAUGGUGUGCUGGUGGGCGUGGUGUCCUGGGGCUAUGGCUGUGCCGUGCCCAACUAUCCGGGCGUAUACGCCAGAGUAUCUCAAGUUCGUGAAUGGAUUAAGAACCACAGCGGAGUUUAAUUAGCUAACUAACUGAAUAAACGAAUUAAAAUAUGCAGCAAUACCAAAGCAUUUUCCACUCUUUUAUCCAUACUUCAGCAAUAACACGCGCUGACGGCACGCAGGCUGUAGUGCUUCAACCACGCGACCUUAUUGCACGGCGCACAUUAUG